Lycium barbarum (goji berry) is the source of this 707-nucleotide messenger RNA. RefSeq lists its product as uncharacterized. The coding region runs from base 81 to 416 and encodes 111 amino acids. NCBI's taxonomy places the organism in Eukaryota, Viridiplantae, Streptophyta, Magnoliopsida, Solanales, Solanaceae. The transcript has 3 exons. The record is from RefSeq and is a predicted model, not a curated record.
CUUCCCCUUUCUCUCUCUUCCUCUUUCUCGCAAAAACCCUAAGCCGCCGCCUGCUCUAUCUUCUCUCUCUCAUCAUAAAAAUGGAAAAAUCACAGAGCAAGUGUGAAAUGCACAGCUUUAGCGGUGUUAUUUAUGGCCAAAGAAUUAAUUCAAAGGCUAUUUUUACCUAUAUCUUUCCAAAAUCGGUGAUGAUACUUGUGCACAAUUCUGGGGCUCUGGCCAGAUACUAUGACAACACUGGUUUGGGAGUUGAGGUGGUCUGGAGGGAUAGAUGUUUGCCAUUCCCCCAUGUCCAGCCAUGCCUGGGUUUCAUGAAACCCCUUGGAUCUUGUGCGGCAUCGGGAAUAAGAGUGGUGAUAACCUUUUCCCUUGGUAUGACCAUGGCCAUUUGGGCCGAAGUCCAGAUACCCUAUUAGGCCAAAGGCCCAAUAGGAAUUUUUCUUUUAAAAAAUUGUUAAGUUCAAGAAGAGAAAAAGGAAGCUAAUAUUAUUGAAGGCCCAAUCAUGGGUAAGAAUGACAUGAAGGCCCAACCAUGGGUAAAAAUGAUUAACUAGGGGUUUGGUACACCCGUAGUCUAUCCCUCCUCCUUUAAAUUUCAGCAUGCCAGUUUCUUUAUUGAUUAAAGUGUUGUACUUGUAUGUUGUAAAACAAACUCACACUAUUAUUUUAAUCAUUUAUGGUUUGGACUAGGCAUCUUAGGUAAACGG